GGUCAGAAUUAUGGCAGUGUCGAGAGGUCAAGGAGAAAGACUGACCUACAGCACCCACCCUCUCCUUGCCCCAGCGUGUUCUCAUAUGAGGGGCAAGAGGCAGAAAAGGAUCAGUGGUUUGGGGUCAUCCUUGUCACCACUGAAGAACUUCUUGCAGGCUUGCGACUGGAUUUGAGGCUGGACAAGCCUGCAAGUUUGCUAGGAAACUGGCUUGGUGAGGUGAAGAGCAAAGAUAAUAUUCACUUUACUAUCCUGAACCUGAACCAGAAGGUGAUGCCAGGCCCACCACUUUCCAUCCGCAUAUUUGUAAAGUUCCCUCAAGGUCAGAGUGUGCCCAGACUACGUACCAUCCACAUCAAUGGACGGCAGAUCUGCCCAGCUGAUCAUGGAAGUACACCAAAUACCCAAGAACCUAUAACAACAACCAGAAAUUCUUCUCUUGUGACUGAAAGGAGAGGGAGCAGUAUAACAGCACCAGAUUAUGCAGGUGGCCAAAUGGAGUGUGGCAGAGUUGCAGUUCAGCCUGCACCCCUCAUCACCCAUGGACAGAACACUGCAAGGGGUCAGUUCCCAUGGCAUGCAGCACUGUACCAGUCUAAGGAUAUCAACCUCAAAUACAUCUGCGGUGGGUCAUUAAUUGGGCCAAAGACAAUACUCACAGCUGCUCACUGUGUGACUAAGUCCACUGUGCUCCAGCCAGUAGAUCCAGACAGUUUGCUUGUGUACCUUGGGAAGUAUCAUCUCAAACAGUGGAGUGAGGGUGGCGUUCAGGAUAAGCAGGUGGUCAAGAUUCUGGUCCACCCAGCAUACAAUAAUUCCAACUAUCAAUCUGACCUGGCCUUACUGAUUCUCUCCAGCCCUGUUAAAUUUACUACAAAUGUGAGGCCAGUGUGUCUUUGGGACAAGAAAGAAGCUGAUCUGGAAAAUGUUGUGAACAAGGAAGGCACAGUCAUAGGCUGGGGCUAUGAUGAGACUGGGCAGAUCACAGAGGAACUAAAGAUGUCAAAGAUGCCGAUCGUAUCACAGCAGGUCUGUCUGUGGAGCAGCAGUGAUUUCUACCCUCUCUUCACAUCUGAUAAAACUUACUGUGCAGGAUUUCGAAAUGGUAGCAGUGUCUGCAAUGGUGACAGUGGUGGCGGAAUGGUGUUCCCUCGGAAUUCGAGUGACGGUUCAGUUACAUGGAUGCUUCGAGGUGUUGUCUCUAUUAGUAAACCGAAGGGAAUUCAUCAACCUGUGUGUGAUCCCACAAACUAUGUUAUAUUUACUGAUGCUGCAAAGUACCUAGACUGGAUCCAGAACCAUAUAAAGUAAAAAUUCAAUGAAACAUCAUUUAGGCCUCUUUUGCACACAAAAAUAAUAUUAACAUGGACAAAGGAAGUAUUAUACUGCAGCGCAUUUCUGAUGAUUUUCAUCGCAAGACACACUUAAUCAUUGUCGUCCACAUGACACAGCUUAUAUGUGGACCAGCUGCGCUGCUAAACAAUUUAACCUGAAGCUAAAUUCCAAUGGACACCUACACAAUUCUUCUUCUACUUCUAUGGCUCUCCGGUCCGUAUUCGGUCCAUGGCCUCCUCAAUUCUCCUCUUCCAUUCGGUCCUCUGUUAGGUCCGUCUGUCCGAGGCUUUGAUCGAGGUUUCAAAACAUCUUCCUUUUUACGGUGCAAGGUUGUUGGCCUUACAACAAACCCCCAACCUGGAAGACCAGGGUACCUGUCUUAGUCUGACCUCUCCCCCUCGACCAAUCUGGCUAGGGAGGCCCUACCAGUAGCUUUGCUACCGCUACACAAUAGAGGGAUUUAAACCCCCAAAUUCCACAUGCCAAGGUUAAAGACAUAUUAUGAGAACAAUAUGCAUAAGAUUCUCCUAUAAAUGUUAUGUUCUUUUAAACCAUGUAAAAUGUUCACUUGUAACAAGACACACGCACGCAAUGUCACUGGCUGUUCAAAGAAUUGUAUGUUUAUCCUCAUGUGCAUGUACAGCAAAAAUAAACAUUUUUUUAGAACACUAAAA
Zootermopsis nevadensis is the source of this 2009-nucleotide messenger RNA. The record is from RefSeq and is a predicted model, not a curated record. NCBI's taxonomy places the organism in Eukaryota, Metazoa, Arthropoda, Insecta, Blattodea, Termopsidae.